AUGGCCGAGAACCAAAAGACCUGGUGGCAGCAAUGGACAGACACCACCAACGUCAAACAUUUGAAAUUUGUGAGGACCACACAUGACCCCUUCAUACGGCAUGAGGAGCAAGUGCUCAUCAACCGCAGGGACAUCACAAGUAAAAAGGAUGCGUGGGACAUGCAGGAGUUCAUCACUCGCAUGUACAUCAAGCAGCUCCUGCGACACCCAGCCUUCCAGCUGCUGCUGGCCUUGCUGUUGGUGGUCAACGCCAUCACCAUCGCUCUCCGCACCAACUUUGUCCUUGGUCAGAGACACUAUCAGUUGUUCUCUACCAUAGAUGACAUUGUGCUGACCAUCCUUGUCUGUGAGGUUCUCCUUGGCUGGCUCAAUGGCUUUUGGAUUUUCUGGAAGGACGGCUGGAACAUCCUGAACUUCAUUAUCGUCUUUAUCUUGCUCAUGGGGUUCUUCAUCAAAGAACUUGAUAUCAUUGCUAUCACCUACACGCUCAGGGCGCUUCGGCUGGUGCAUGUGUGCAUGGCGGUGGAGCCCCUGGCCCGGAUCAUCCGUGUCAUCCUGCAGUCGUUGCCUGACCUGGCCAAUGUCAUGGCCCUUAUCCUCUUCUUUAUGCUGGUGUUCUCAGUGUUUGGGGUCACACUCUUCGGUGCAUUCGUGCCCGACCAUUUCCGGAACAUGGGGGUUGCCCUGUACACUCUCUUCAUCUGCAUCACCCAAGAUGGCUGGCUGGACAUCUACAGUGACUUUCAGAUGGAGAAGAGGGAGUACGCAAUGGAGAUUGGGGCUGCCAUCUACUUUGCCAUCUUCAUCACCAUCGGUGCCUUCAUUGGCAUCAACCUGUUCGUCGUCGUGGUGACCACCAAUCUGGAACAGAUGAUGAAGACAGGAGAGCAGGGGCAGGAGAAUCGAAUAAUCUUUAGUGAGACAGGCGCAGAGAAGGAGGAAGACUGGGGUGAUGAGCUGCCACUUGUGCACUGUGCAGUAGCCCGCUUGGAGAAAUCGGGUGUCCCCCAAGAACCGCUUGUGGGGGGCCCCCUGUCAAACCUCUCGGAAAAAACAUGCGACAACUUUUGCUUGGUGCUUGAGGCGAUACAGGAGAACCUGAUGCAGUACAAGGAGAUCCGAGAGGAGCUUAACAUGAUCGUAGAGGAGGUGCGCUCCAUUCGCUUCAACCAGGAGCAGGAGGAGGUGCUUCUGCACAGGCGCUUGUCGCUGAAUGUGUCGCUGGAGAGCCGGUCCUCUGUGGACAUGCAACAUAUGGCUAAGCAAGACUUGCUCUCUGCGCUAAUCACCAGGGAAAAGGUUUAUGAAUCUAGCACAAACAUGCUGCUUAGCAAACAUAAGUUCAACUACUGAGACUGCAGGAGGGAGCCAAGCACACACAAGCCAGCUACUGCAGCUUCCUGCAUCCCCAGCACGGCGUGGCACAGCCUAGCAAGAGCCCAGCCUCUCCUUGCACAUGGGCAGAGGCCAGGUGCUGUGACAGUGGCAACCUCCGCAGGGCUUGUGCCUGUGAGUCGCAGGUCCAGAGGAGCCAGGAUGGAGAAGGACUCUGGAUGAGAGUGGAAGCCCUAGCAGCAAAGAUGAGUGAGGAAGGGGGGUUGCUGGCCACGGUAACCAGGAUUUGGCCUAAGGAUGGGUAUUCCUGACCCCCUGCUCCAGCCCAGAGCUGGAUACGGCCUGAAUGGACCAAGCACCAAGAAGAGAAAGGGCCACCUGCCAAGGCCAGUGAGGCCGGGUGCUGUGUAAUGACAAUAAAUUUUGUGUUGGAAUCAGUGUCUAACUAGUACUUGUACCCCCAGCUCUACCCCCUUGGGGUACUUGCCCCAGGUCUGAUGGGGAAGAUAGAUUUUGCCCCUCAAAGCCUGUUUGUCUGAUGCCCUCAGGGGCUUGCAAAUGCAAUGUGGGAAAAAAAUCCAUCCCUCUGAAAAUUUCUUACUUAAUGGUAGAGAUAUAAUCCCAGCCCACAGGGUUCUCAGUUUUGGUGAGGGGUGGAUCCGGACUCCAAGCCUGGGAGCCCUGCCUGAUAAAGGAACUAGUACUACCUUCUCUUUCCCUGUCUGAUCCUCACUCUGGGGAACCUUAAACUGAUGGGGUCACAAUUGACUAAGCUGUGUGGGUAAAACCAGCUCCAUUCUUGGACAAUGGAGACUGACUGGUUAAAAUGUGGGUUCUGGCAGGCUUCCUGGGGGAAAGCAGUCACUGCGUCUUGCUAGAAGAAAGCAGGAGGAUUUUGUGGGUCAGGCCAGAACUCCUUCCCAGCAUCCUCUGGGGCCAUCCACCAGCACAGACAUGGGCAGCUGCUGGCCGCUGCUGCUGCUACUCCUUAUA
This is a messenger RNA of Sciurus carolinensis (gray squirrel), 2328 nucleotides long. It is a transcript of the gene Catsper4, whose product is annotated as cation channel sperm associated 4. Gene Ontology annotation, molecular function: calcium-activated cation channel activity; voltage-gated calcium channel activity. Gene Ontology annotation, biological process: flagellated sperm motility; transmembrane transport; sodium ion transport. The transcript has 12 exons. NCBI's taxonomy places the organism in Eukaryota, Metazoa, Chordata, Mammalia, Rodentia, Sciuridae. Gene Ontology annotation, cellular component: sperm principal piece; membrane; acrosomal vesicle. The record is from RefSeq and is a predicted model, not a curated record. Bases 1 to 1353 code for a protein of 450 amino acids.